Molecule: messenger RNA, 1602 nt
Organism: Coffea eugenioides
Lineage: Eukaryota; Viridiplantae; Streptophyta; Magnoliopsida; Gentianales; Rubiaceae
Product: anthocyanidin 3-O-glucosyltransferase 2-like
Exons: 2
Coding region: 4-1455 (483 amino acids)
Molecular function (GO): UDP-glycosyltransferase activity
Source: RefSeq, a predicted model, not a curated record
GAAAUGAAGAAAGCAGAGCUGGUUUUCAUUCCUUCACCAGGGAUGGGUCACCUGGUAUCAACUGUUGAACUAGCAAAGCUUCUUAUUGAUCGUGGUGAACAAUUAUCGAUCACAGUUCUGAUUAUGAAGCUGCCUUUCGAUAAAAAGGUGAGUAGCUACACAAGUAUGCUGUCAGAGUCUUCAGAUUCACGCAUAAGGUUUCUUGAUCUCAAACCAGGAGAGUCUUCUUCGCAAUCGACAUUUUCUAGUGCGUUUCUUUAUCAUUUUAUCGACAACCACAAAAGUAGUGUAAGGGAUAUUCUUGCUGAAAUGACUAAUUCUGCCUCAUCUGAUCUCGCUGGAGUUGUCAUUGACAUGUUUUGCACCUCCAUGAUUGAUGUAGCCAAUGAAUUUGGGGUUCCCUCGUAUAUAUUCUAUACAUCUGGUGCUGCAAUGCUUGGCCUUGUAUUGCAUAUGCAGAGUCUGAGAGCUGAUUUUAAUGAAGAUGUGACUAAUUACAAGAAUUCAGAUGUUGAGUUAGCUAUUCCAACUUAUAUUAAUCCUGUUCCAGCUAAAGUUCUACCUUCCGUAAUCUUUGACAAGGAUGGAGGUUGCGACAUGUUUCUCAACCAAGCCAAAAGAUACAAGGAGACCAAGGGAAUCAUCAUUAACACUUUCCUCGAGUUAGAAUCCCACGCAGUAAAGGCUUUAUCCAACGAUAAAACUAUCCCACCGGUCUAUGCAGUCGGGCCUGUGUUGAAUCUUAAGGGAAGUGUUGUUUUCAAUGGUCCAAACCAAGACACUGAGAUGAUCAUGAAAUGGCUUGAUAAUCAGCCUGUUUCUUCUGUCGUGUUCCUUUGCUUUGGUAGUGCAGGAUCUUUUGAUGGUGAACAAGUGAAGGAAAUUGCUCAUGCACUCCAGCGUAGUGGAGUUCGAUUCUUGUGGUCUUUGAGAAGGCCUCCACCUAAAGGAAAGUUUCAGUUUCCAGGUGAUUAUGAGGACCCGGAAGAAGUCCUGCCAGAGGGGUUCUUGCGGGGAACUGCAGAGGUGGGAAAAGUCAUUGGAUGGGCACCACAGGUGGCAGUACUAUCCCAUCGUGCUGUGGGAGGAUUCGUCUCUCACUGUGGCUGGAACUCAACGCUGGAGAGCUUUUGGUGCGGCGUUCCAAUGGCAACUUGGCCACUCUAUGCCGAGCAGCAGACGAAUGCCUUCCUAAUGGUGAAGGACUUGGGGAUGGCUGUGGAGAUUAAGAUGGAUUUCAGAAAAGAUUUUCUAAUGGAGGCUCACGAGAUUGUCAGGGCAGUUGUGAUUGAAAAUGGGAUUAAACAGCUCAUGGAGUCUGAGAGUGAAUUCAGAAAUAAGGUGAAGGAAAUGAAAGAGAAGAGCAGGAUGGCUCUCCAUGGAGGAGGAUCAUCCUCUGAUUCCUUGAGACGUUUUCUGGACGACAUAAUGGAUAACGUUCCAAAAUUACAUUAAUUUUUUUUUUUUUUUGCACUCAGAGCUGAAGAUCAACUAUGACUGAGCCUAUGAACUCUGCAUAGCAAUGUUUAGCAAGUCAUUUUUCUUUCGUAUUUUUUUUUCUGUAUUUUUGUUCAUGUGCAGUACCUUUUGAUUUCCUGAAAU